Messenger RNA from Cyclocybe aegerita, 1221 nucleotides. The record is from the annotation of a GenBank genome assembly. Lineage: Eukaryota; Fungi; Basidiomycota; Agaricomycetes; Agaricales; Hemipholiotaceae.
AUGGAUCCCCCAUCGAUUCCUCUCGAAAUCACUGAACAGAUCAUCGAUGUAUUGGCCAGCGAGAACCACCAAGGGUCGGCCAUCAAAGCGUGCGCCACAGUGUCCAGAGAUCUGCUGGCAAUAUGCAGGAAACACCUUUUCUCGAUCAUUCACAUUCAGAGAGACAUCCACUCCGUUGGCCCCAAUUCGUCUUUAUCUCCCCCUCACACGAUUGCACGCAACGCCCGCUUUGUCAAGUUAAUAACAGCGACCCCAGCGAUCGCGGACUAUGUUCGCACCCUUGACUAUGCUAUUUCACGCCAAGACCGCAACGACGCUGCCUUAGUGAAGACGCUGGAAAAGCUUACCCGCCUUCAAUGCCUCAAGCUUCGACUCCUCACUUCGAUCAAUGGAAUAGACUGGGGCGAUCCGAGAAUGGAGGGCCUGCGAUCCGUUUUCUUUCACCUCACGUCGUUGCCAACAUUCACAGAUUUGAGUUUGGACGGUCCUUUCUAUUCUUUCCCCUUUUCUCUCUUCGCUUCCAGUCCCAAUCUGAAGAGCCUCAGCGUGUCCGAGUUGCACAUCUCCGAUAGCGACCCGUUAGACGAGUUCAAAAUGCGAUCAAACAUUCGCCCUGCACUCCUGCAAGAAUUUCAUCAAGGACUGCAUGCUGAUGAAGCCACAGAAAAACUUUUACGUUGUCCAUUCCUUGAUUUUACGAACCUCACAAAGGUAUCGCUAACACUCGAGGAAGAAACGGAGGAGUACCUGAAGAGCUUCGUCCAACGCCUUCAAUACCUGACACUAGUCCACAUGGAUGUUUCCUGUAUGGUUCUCACCUUGGUUGACCUCGCUAAAAUUACGGCUUCAUCUAGACGGUCUUUGAAAGUCCUCAGCCUCGAAAUCUUGUGCCCCUUCGGCGAUGAGGAUCCCCUCCUUGGCCUCUGUCCAGAGCUCGAGAAAAUGGCCGAUGAAAACGUCCUCGAAUCCAUUUUAAUUGAUGCAACUGUUAGUGGACCCGAUGGCUGUCGGACAGAAGAGGAAUGGGGAAGGCUCAGCGAGGUCUUGAUGAAGGAGCAAUGGUCGUGCCUCCGGCAAGUAACACUGUCGAUAGCGAUUGCUGGUGGUAGGAACCCGGAGCUGGAGGCUAAGCUAGACAAGUUGCCAUUCAUGCAAUUGGCUGAACUGCGGUCAACAGAGCGCUUCAAAUUCGAAUACAACUGCCGCGUUGUAGAGGACUAA